Molecule: messenger RNA, 809 nt
Organism: Eremomyces bilateralis CBS 781.70
Lineage: Eukaryota; Fungi; Ascomycota; Dothideomycetes; Eremomycetales; Eremomycetaceae
Exons: 2
Coding region: 271-435 (54 amino acids)
Source: RefSeq, a predicted model, not a curated record
AACAACCUCUAGGACGUAUUUGCCUACUUGCUUUGGCAUCGGUUCAAAUUGUCUCGCCUAAUAAAAAUAUACCACAUGUCUACCUAAGCUAUUCGGUCAUCGCACAAUCGGUGCUAAGAAAUACGAAGCUGACCAACGCAACGUUUUACCCCUCGAAUCGACAUUCCGCUCUGCCUUCACAAAUUGCACAACUCCCUAUUACUCUACCCCUGUAUUGCUAAAUUCGCCGUCUUCAGACUCUGGGAUCACUUGAGUUUUAAUCAUCCUGAGAUGAGUGUUUUUCAUAUUCAACCUGGUAUUGUGGAUACGGCGAUGAAUAGGGAGGCCGGUGGGAUUAAGGCUACAGGCAUUGAAUAUAAUGUUUCCCUGCCGGGCGGGUUUAACGUUUGGCUUGCCAGUCCCGAAGCGCGCUUCCUGAACGGCAAGUUUGUGUAGACGAACUGGGAUGUGGAUGAGCUUAAGACACAGGUUAAGGAGCUCGAGCCCGGUAGCAGGCUUUCCAUUAUUGGUCUUGUUGGCUGGCCGUUUGAUAGCUCUGGUUUUGAGUUUAAGACUUCGUGGUAGGCUUGGGAGGAUGAGGAAGAUGGGAUGUAUUUCUAUAUAUUUUUGGUGGAGAGGUUCUGGGUUGUUUGUUGUUUGAUAUGGUAUAACGGAUCAAAUUAUACCCAGAGUCUACUAUGCCUGUCUGAUACAGUACCAUCGGAGCAUCUAAACUUAAGGAUAGCCUUUCCAAGCAAUAUAUCUAAUAUUUGCAGAGCAGUAAUGCUCUUUUUUACUAGAAUAUAUAAUGCCAUUUACGAGUAGCAGAC